This is a messenger RNA of Naegleria lovaniensis, 1218 nucleotides long. RefSeq lists its product as uncharacterized. The transcript has a single exon. The record is from RefSeq and is a predicted model, not a curated record. Bases 1 to 1218 code for a protein of 405 amino acids. Lineage: Eukaryota; Heterolobosea; Eutetramitea; Acrasida; Naegleriidae.
AUGUUCUCUCACAACUCUGUUCACUUCUCUUCUGACUUGUUCUCUGAAUUCGAACCAAGUCCAACGGUUCAAUUGUUUGAACCCUCUCCUCUUCAGAGUUUGAUUCAUUCAUUCUCUGAUGAAGGAUCCAAUCAUGGUGUUUCUACCAUGAUGAAUCAAGCUGAUCAAGACUCCAAUGACUUUUCCAUGUUGUUUGAAGAUGAUCAAACUCCUUGUUCAUCCUCUCAAACAAUUAGUCAUGGAUCACCUGUUGCUGCUUCCAAUGUUGAUUCUGAAGAUGAGUUUAAUGCAUGGUUCCAAGGUUUGAAAGGACCUCUCAGUCCAACUGAAACCAGCACCACUCUCAAUCAGGUUACUAAAGAAGCUGAGCCUCAUGCUGAACAGGCAACAACCACUACUGGUGAGGCUCUUUCUUUUCAAGAGAUUGAAGCCAUGCUUGGAAAGAUUCCAGAUUCCUCUCCUUGCUCUACUUCUUCUUCUUCUGCUGGGACUACUGUUUACAACGAGGAGAUUCACAUUAAGAAAGCAAAGAAGAAGAAGAACACAACUCCAAAGAAGAGUAAGAAGGGUCAUUCUCUUCAAAGCUCAAAGAAAAAGAGAUCUCCCAAUGUAGAAUCCAACCUUGCCAAGAGAUUGAACGCUCUUCGAGAAAGGUUGCAUGCUCUCGAUCAGGCACAUGGUUCUUCCUCAAUGGUUGAUACUUCUCAAUAUCCUCCAAAGAUUUCCCAAACAAGCUAUGUAAUCUUUGAUCAGGAUAGAAAUGCCAACAGUGAGGGAACUCAUUCUUCAAAUUCAUUCAAUCUCAACAUUCAUUACUUCAAAGGUCCAAAGUUAGUUGGAAAGCAUGUGUUCGAUCCCAAUGAAUUGGAACAAUUGACAAUCUCCGAUUCACCACAAGUGAUUGAAUGUUCUCGAAAUUCAGUUACCACUCUCCAAGGAUUAUUAGAAAAUCACUUUGGAGUGAACCGUGCUAAAAACCCUAUUUACGUCCAAUUUGAUGGAUGUCCGGAUUAUCACAUGCUGUAUUGUCAAAAAGGCAAGACAGACCAUGUGAGAAGUUUAAUUCGAGUGGUUCAACAAGACUCUUCUCGAUCAAUGAAAGUCUCCACUCAUGACAUUUGUUUGAACAAGUUGUCCAAUGCUGCAACCAAACCACUGAAACAUACGGCUCCUGUUAGCAAGGACACUAGUUCAACCCCUUCUUCUUCCAAGAAUUAA